UGUAUUUUUCAUUAUUAGGUUAGAGUGGUUGUACUAGCUAUAAUAGAUAAUUUACAAGAAAAUUUGAUCCGAAUAAAUUGUGACAAAAAAAGAUGUGUUCUUUGAAUGAUUAUAAAUGUAACAAUAAUGAGGAUGAAAUACUGGAGAGUACAAAAGACUCUUUGUCAGAUACAAAAAUAUGCAGAAAGUGCAAGAUAAAGGAUGUUGACAUUCUGUUGAGUGGUCAGAGUGGUUAUUGCAAUAUGUGUUUUCUGACUGUCACCAACCAUAAGUUUAGAGCUGCGCUUGGUAAAUCUAAAAUUAUCCGUCAUGGUGAUUCAGUAUUAGUCGAUCACUCAGGUGAAUUGAAUUCCACGAUACUUUUGCAUAUGAUUAAAGCUGGUAUGAGUGAGUCUACCCAUAAAAAGUUUAUGUUCAAAACAACAGUUUUAUACAUAGAUGAUGCUACAUCAAAUAAAACAACAAAUGAAGAUAGAAAUAGCCUACGACGUAAAGUUGCUGAGCAAGUAAAGAAUUUUGGAUUUGACUGCUAUGUUGUAUCAUUGAGUCAAGUUUUGAACACGGAGGAUUUAUUAGACAUAAGACAGAUUGAUGGUGAAUUGAUAAACAGUGACAAUGAACAGUUAUGUAAGAUAUUAUCCAAUUUGUCAAACAAUACCUCAAGGAUAGAUUUACUUGACAAAUUACAUCGAAAGUUGCUCUUGUCUGUUGCUCGGAAACUCAAUUGCAACAAGGUGUUUGUAGCAGAUUCUACUAUGGAUGUUGCUACAAAAGUACUUGGAGACAUUUGUUUAGGACGAGGUGCACAACUUUCUACACUUGCAGCAUUUUGCGACGCUCGAUGCACAGACAUCAAGAUACUCAAACCAUUGAGAGAUUUUACGCAGCAAGAAUUAGUGUAUUAUUCAGAAUAUUACAUGUUGAAUCCUGUUAAAUCGAAAAAAAUGGAUAUAACAAUACAGCCAGCAAUUUCCAUACAGGCUUUGACAUAUAAUUUCACAAUGGCCCUAGAAUCGCAGUUUUCUGGUACAAUAUCUACCAUAAUGCGUACAGCUGAGAAACUAAGUGCAAGGAAUAACCAGAACAAUCAAGAUAUGGAAGAUAAUUGUGUUCUAUGUGAUGCAGGCUUAAAUUCUGUGUCUUCUGAUAAUGUCACUGCUAUGAAGGCGAUUGAAGUUUCUAGAUUAGUAUCUUCUGAUGCCAAGGAUAUAAGGAUUUUUAUUAGAACUGAAGAAAAAGAAUCGUUCAACGAUAAGAAAUCAGUUCGGACGAAUCUGUGUUUGCCCACUAACGCAGAGUGUUGCAAUAAUAGUGGCAGUCGGUGUGAUUAUGUGGGUAAUAAAAUAGGACAAUUGACUGUGGAGGAUGUACAGAGAUGUUUAUGUUACAGUUGUAAAUUGAUAUUUAGGAAUUCAGACUUUUUAAGCAGUUUGCCAGCAUCAUUAUUAUCUUCUAUGCAGAAAAGAUUGGCUUUAAAGAAAAUGAGAAACGAUAUCAGCGAUUUUUUAUUAUAACAAUAUAAAUAGUAUUACAGUACAUAAACAGUAUAACAGUAUAUAAUAGUAGUAACAGAAUAAACAGUAGAAACUAAGAGAAAUAUUACAUUUCAAUUUAAUAUUAUUUAAUUAGAUAAAAUUACAG
This is a messenger RNA of Harpegnathos saltator (Jerdon's jumping ant), 1641 nucleotides long. It is a transcript of the gene Ctu2, whose product is annotated as Cytosolic thiouridylase subunit 2. Lineage: Eukaryota; Metazoa; Arthropoda; Insecta; Hymenoptera; Formicidae. The transcript is spliced from 3 exons. Gene Ontology annotation, biological process: tRNA wobble position uridine thiolation. The coding region runs from base 93 to 1514 and encodes 473 amino acids. Gene Ontology annotation, molecular function: tRNA binding; sulfurtransferase activity. The record is from RefSeq and is a predicted model, not a curated record. Gene Ontology annotation, cellular component: cytosol.